AUGGCGAACAAGGUCGCUGCAGUCACUGGAGGUGCUCGAGGACUUGGCAACAUGUUUUGUCGAGCAUUCAUAGAAGCAGGUUGCAACUCCAUCGCAAUAAUCGACUUGCAUGAGCAGGAGGCAGAGACUGCGGCAAAGGCUCUAAUUCAUGAGUACGAGACUGCUGGCGCAGUCCAAAGAGGCGAACUCAACGUGAUAGGCGUCGGCUGUGAUGUCGCCUCUGAGAAGUCUGUGCAGUCAGCCUUUGGACAGUUGCAAAGUCGAAUUGGACGUGUUAAUGCGCUGGUAACAGCCGCAGGUAUUGUGGAGAACUUUCCUGCGACUGAGUAUCCUACUCCAAAGAUCCAGAAGCUGUUCGACAUCAAUGUGCAUGGCUCUUUCUUUUGCGCCAGAGAGGUGGCCAAAAGUCUUCUUGGGCAUGGGGAGAGCGGCAGUAUCAUAUUAAUCUCAAGUAUGAGUGCUAAUAUCGUCAACCAGCCACAGUUACAAACGCCAUACAAUGCUUCUAAAGCCGCUGUCAAGCACAUGGCCUCGUCCCUGGCUGUCGAAUGGGCUAAAGGUGGCAUUCGAGUGAAUGCGCUCUCACCUGGGUAUAUGAUGACCAAGUUGACGGAAAAAGUGCUCGAAGAGAACCCAAAGCUCAAGGAAAGUUGGCACACAUUGACUCCUAUGGGCAGGCACGUAGCAACGGUUCCCUUGAGCAGAGGCUGA
Messenger RNA from Serendipita indica DSM 11827, 711 nucleotides. NCBI's taxonomy places the organism in Eukaryota, Fungi, Basidiomycota, Agaricomycetes, Sebacinales, Serendipitaceae. The record is from the annotation of a GenBank genome assembly.